ACCCCGCAGGAUCCCCUCAACAUCAACUCAUGACGAAGGAAACAAUAGGCAAGAAGUCGGCGAAUUGUCGAAAGGUUUUCUAGUCAAUUCCGCACGUAACAAAGCCUAUCCUGGUACAUAACUGAUCCCAUCUCAUGUUGAAACAGAAAUUCAGACCCGUUAUUUCCAACUCCCAAGAUGACUGUCGACUUCGAUUUGAAAUCUGGCUAUGUCCAGAUCAUCAAUGGCAAGAAAGCCCCCACGUCUACCACCCGCCACGGUCUGAACCCUGCCAACCUAAAGAAGCUCCCGGAGGCCCCGGUAGCCACAGAGAAGGACCUUGAUCAGGCUGCUGAAGCUGCAAAGGCUGCCCUUAAGCUCUGGUCUGCGGUGCCGUAUGAGGAGAGGAAGAAGGCAGUUUUGGCGUUCGCCGAUGCUAUCGAUCAGCGCAGAGAUGACUUCCGCGAUCUGUUGAUCAUGGAGCAAGGGAAGCCGAUUCUCCAGGCUUCUCAUGAGAUGGACGCUGCGAUCUCGUGGAUUCGUGGAAUGGCUGGGCUUCCGCUUCUGGAAGAUGUGAUUGAAGAUGACGAUACUCGGAGGGUAAUUACAAGAUAUGUUCCACUUGGUGUCGUUGGUGCAAUUGUACCUUGGAACUUCCCUUUGCUUUUGGCAACUAGCAAGAUCGCCCCGGCUCUUCUGACCGGCAACGUCAUUAUCGUGAAACCAUCACCUUUCACUCCGUAUUGUGGUUUGAAGCUCGUAGAGCUGGCACAGCGAUUCUUCCCUCCUGGUGUUGUGCAAUCUUUGAGUGGCGAUGACAACUUGGGACCUUGGCUCACUAGCCACCCUGGCAUUGAUAAGAUCAGCUUUACUGGUUCGACAGCAACAGGCAAGAGGGUCUUGCAGAGUGCCAGUCACACGCUCAAGCGUGUCACACUCGAACUUGGCGGAAAUGAUCCCGCAAUUGUGUUCCCCGAUGUCGAUAUUGAAAGGGUCGCAGAGAAGGUGGCUUUCUUCGCAUUCCUGAACUCGGGCCAAGUUUGCCUCAACCUCAAGCGCAUCUACGUGCACAGCGCAAUCUUCGAGCAGUUCAGAGAUGCGCUCGUGCGCCAGGUCCAAGGCUAUACAAUUGGUGACGGUUCUCAGUCGGGUAUCAGCCAUGGUCCCCUUCAGAAUGAUAUGCAGUAUUCACGCGUGAAAACCUUCUUUGAUGAUAUUGAGAAGCAGGGCUGGAAAGUUGCUACCGGUGGCAAGAUUGAGAAGUCAUCUGGGUAUAUGAUUGCUCCUACCAUCAUUGACCGGCCACCUGACAACUCUCGUAUUGUGGUAGAAGAACCCUUCGGCCCCAUUGUACCACUAAUGUCGUGGGAUGACGAAGCGGACGUUAUUGCACGCGCUAAUGACACGACAAUGGGACUUGGAGCUUCAAUUUGGACUGCGGAUCUAGAUAGAGCGGCGCGUGUGGCGCGCCAGAUCCAGGCUGGAACUGUAUGGACAAAUGACCAUUUUAGUCUUAGUCCUACUGUUCCUUUUGGUGGUCAUAAGGAGAGUGGCAUUGGCGUGGAGUGGGGAACCAAUGGUCUCAAGGGAUUCUGUAAUGUUCAGACUAUUUUCUUGAAGAAGAGUGUUUGAGAUUUGGACAAUUGCUGUUUGUUCAAUAUAGAUAGCACAGAAUUAAACAAAGAGGUCUUCAUUUGAAACAGUUUAUGGC
Molecule: messenger RNA, 1690 nt
Organism: Aspergillus glaucus CBS 516.65
Lineage: Eukaryota; Fungi; Ascomycota; Eurotiomycetes; Eurotiales; Aspergillaceae
Product: aldehyde dehydrogenase family protein
Exons: 5
Coding region: 178-1611 (477 amino acids)
Molecular function (GO): aldehyde dehydrogenase (NAD+) activity
Source: RefSeq, a predicted model, not a curated record